AUGGCAAUGACAGAUGAUCAUCAAAAUGGUCCUCCUUUGUCUCCUGCGAAGGUGGAUGGGGAAGGAGACACAAGUCCUCUUCUUUCGCUGGUUAAGCUGACAAAGAGUGGUUUGCUUCUAUUUACCUUCCCCAAAAGCACUUCUCCUGACGUUGCUGAUAGAUACUGUAUCAAAAAUUAUUCAUUCUGCGGAAUCCGGGAGUUGUGGUUCACCCCUGAAGCUUAUAAUGCUGGAGAUUACAUCAAUGCUGUUGUUUGUAGACAGAAAGCAGAAAAUAUAAGUAGUGUAGUGUACCCCGAUAACCGUUUGUUUCAGGACCUCUAUGAGCUGUGGCCUCAGAAACUUCAAUGCAAGACAACUAGUGUCACCCACGUAUAA
Prunus armeniaca (apricot) is the source of this 378-nucleotide messenger RNA. Lineage: Eukaryota; Viridiplantae; Streptophyta; Magnoliopsida; Rosales; Rosaceae. The record is from the annotation of a GenBank genome assembly.